AUGUUCCUUGAAUAUGCUCCAGAAGGUAGUUUGUUAGACUUGAUGGACAAGUAUGGUGGUAAAAUCCCAGAAAGGGAUGUCAACUGUUAUACCCAAAUGAUAUUGGAAGGGCUUUUGGACGUUCAUGAGAAAGGAUUCAUUCACUCUGAUCUAAAACCAAGUAAUAUUCUGGUUUUCACUCCUCAACAUGGUACCUAUUUACCUAUUCUAAAGAUUGCCGAUUUCGGGCUAGCUAAACAACAAGGGGCAAAAGAUACAAGGUCUGGGUUUCGAGGUACAAAGUAUUAUAUGUCUCCUGAAUCGAUUGUCGGGGAAGUUAGUGGUGCAUUAGAUAUAUGGUCGUUGGGUUGCAUCGUGGUUGAAAUGAUUACGAGGAGAUUGCCAUGGGACACUCAUGACCAAGAUGAUUUAAGAGACAAGCUGUUAAGGGGAGAAUCACCCAACAUCCCUGAAGACAUGUCGAAGCUAGGAAAGAGUUUCUUGAGGGAAUGCUUUACUAUCGAUCCAAACAAAAGGUAA
Messenger RNA from Gossypium raimondii (Peruvian cotton), 519 nucleotides. Its product is annotated as mitogen-activated protein kinase kinase kinase 20. NCBI's taxonomy places the organism in Eukaryota, Viridiplantae, Streptophyta, Magnoliopsida, Malvales, Malvaceae. Gene Ontology annotation, biological process: protein phosphorylation. Gene Ontology annotation, molecular function: ATP binding; protein kinase activity. The transcript has a single exon. Bases 1 to 519 code for a protein of 172 amino acids. The record is from RefSeq and is a predicted model, not a curated record.